AUGUCUUCACUAAAUGCUGAAGUUUUACGUAGUAUAACUACAAAAACUGGUGUACCUAUAGUGUUAAAAAGUUUCAUAAAUAAAUGGAGAAUUUGCCAGUGGAAUGUUGAAAAAUGGUGUUCAAUAUUCGGUGACAAAGAAAUGCCGUUUCGGUGUCUGAAAAGGGACUUGGUGUCUGAUGAGCCAUGCUGGGAACGCAAAUGCAAAGUGAUGCCGAUGACUUUCAAAAGUUUUGUUGAUAGUUUAGAUACAAGUGAUGAGUGGAUGUACUUUGACUAUAAGUAUCUUCACCAGUGGUUUAGCGCAGACUCUGAGCUCUACAAGGAGGUAUCAUGGAAAGAAUUUGGAUAUCCUGAAAAAGGUGCAACUGAUACUACUUUAUGGGUUGGCAGCAAGGGUUCCCAUACACCAGCUCAUCAGGAUACCUAUGGCUUCAAUAUUGUAAUGCAGGUCCAUGGAAAGAAGCGGUGGAUUCUGUUCCCUCCAGAGACUGGUGGAUUGAAACCAACAAGAGUACCAUAUGAGGAGUCAAGUGUCUACAGUGAACUAAACUUUUACUGUCCACAUAAUUUAGAAGCUUUUAACGGCUUGGCUGGUGCUCGUAUGGUGGAGUUAGCAGCCGGUGAUGCACUGUUGGUGCCUUGGGGAUGGUGGCAUUAUGUCCAAAAUAUUGACUCCCUCAACAUAAGUCUGAAUAUGUGGCUGCCCCAUGAAAAAGAUUCUACAACGCGUGUGUCAGAAGCUUUGAUUAAAAUAUUGGUGGCACAAAUAUGUAAAGAUUUGCCACAGGAUACGGCCAAAUUGCUCGUAAAUCCUAACGAAGAUGACAUUUCUGACACACCUUUGGCAGUUUUAUUUUUGCAAUUGGAGACAGUGGCAAAUAUAUAUUUAGAUAACAGGCGUAAAGCGCGACGGGUGAAACGCCAAAAAACUUGCGAAGACUCUUCUGCUACAGCCCCCGAAGAGUAUGACCUCAAAGCGUUGCUAGAAGAUAAAAUGAAUAACAUGGAAGUGGUGCAAAGCAUAUCAAGUGUGGAUCUAGUUAAUGUGAUUAAGCAAAACCUUAAGGAGUAUGCAAACACUGAUGCUCCAUUAGAUGAGGACGAUGUUGAUGGAUCCACUAGCACUCUUUGUUUGACCAAGGCUGUUAUAGACGCUUUUAGUCAAAAUAAUGUGAUAGAACUAGUGAAACAAAAUCUGUUCACAAAACUAAGCCAAUCUUAUUAG
Messenger RNA from Chilo suppressalis (striped riceborer), 1227 nucleotides. Lineage: Eukaryota; Metazoa; Arthropoda; Insecta; Lepidoptera; Crambidae. The record is from the annotation of a GenBank genome assembly.